Molecule: messenger RNA, 2064 nt
Organism: Thalassophryne amazonica
Lineage: Eukaryota; Metazoa; Chordata; Actinopteri; Batrachoidiformes; Batrachoididae
Gene: tfpi2
Product: tissue factor pathway inhibitor 2
Exons: 5
Coding region: 76-759 (227 amino acids)
Biological process (GO): negative regulation of peptidase activity
Cellular component (GO): extracellular region
Molecular function (GO): serine-type endopeptidase inhibitor activity
Source: RefSeq, a predicted model, not a curated record
GGGGGGGCGAAGGGAUAUAAAGUAGACGGGACGGUCCGAGAGCAGGAAAAAACGAGCUGCCGUGAACGUUACAUCAUGAAGCUGUGUGUGCUCGCGCUCGCUCUCGCGCUCCUCUGCUGCUGCUGCGACGUUUCGGCUUUGUUACCAAAAGCCGUGUGUCUCCUUCAAGUGGACGAGGGACCUUGCAGAGCAGAAAUCGAACGCUACUAUUACAACACUAUCACUCAAAAAUGUGAAACCUUCUACUUUGGAGGGUGUCAGGGGAAUGCUAAUAACUUCAAAAGUUAUCAGGAGUGCCAGAAAACCUGCUUUAGGAUUCCAAAGAUUCCUCAGAUCUGUAGGUUUCCUAAGGACGAGGGACCCUGUCGUGCACUCCUCCCUUAUUACUUCUUCAACAUGACCACCAUGCAGUGCGAGCUGUUUUACUACGGUGGCUGCCGGGGUAACUCCAAUCGCUUCAGAGACCUCACUUCUUGCAUGGAGUACUGCAGCCCACAAAAAAAUGUUCCUGUUCUGUGUCUGAAUCGUCUGGACAAAGGGAAAUGUUCGGCCUCUAUACCGCGGUAUUAUUUCAACAAAGUCACCAAGACGUGCGAGGAGUUCAUCUACUCGGGCUGUGGAGGAAGCAGCAACAACUUUGUCUCAAAGAGGAGCUGCAUGAACGUGUGUGUCAAAGGAGGGAAAAAGCACCCACACAAAGGCAAAGUUCUUCGCACGAGACGGAAUAGAAAUAACCGCAUCACCUUCUUGCAGGCGUAAAUGCGUGAAACGUUCUCAUGACGUGCUGUGUAGAAAAACCAAACUGACCAAGCUUGUGCCAAAAAAAAACCCCCCAAAAAAAACAGUGGGCCAGGUUUUCUUUGUGUUUUCACUGUUUCAAUGUGAAGUCAGGUAUGUAAAUAUGUGGACAGUGACACAGUUUUUAAAAAUUUUGCUUCUGUAGACAACCACAAUAGAGUUGAAAAGAAGCAGUCAAGAUGUGCUGUGUAGUGGAGAGUUUCAGGGGUUAAACAAAAAUGACUGCAUCAAGCAUUUAAGAAUUACAUGCUUAUAUUUCAGCUACAGUUCACUAGAAGGCACGCGCGAGCCUAGAUUUGAUUAUUUCUCUUGUAUGAAAGUCCUUCUGGUUCCCACUUCACCAUGAAGCUGUGGUCUUUGUCGCAACUGACAAAAAAUGUAUAAUGUAGUUUGUCCGAUCACAGCAUCAGAAUCGAUACCUUCUUGAGAGAGUUGUCAUACGUGUCUUGAUGGCUUCCCUCACUAAUCUCCUUCUUGCCUCUGCCUAGAUUUAUGUCACUGCUGGUUUUUCUUAAUGGUCUGUGUAAAUACAGAAGAACUAAGUCCUGUACAGACCCUAAGACCCAUUGAUGCUGAUGCUCGUCCCUGUAUUCUGUGUUUGGAUGUGGGUGAGUGUCUAACGUUCCCCUUGAACAGGAUGCCAGUCCAUCGUAGAUUAGGUGGUACCCAUUUACAGUUUGGUGGACUGGGAUAAUACAGAUGAAGUUGUUUGUCCAAUGAUGCAGACUGGUAGUCUGACUGGGACUCCAUCCCAGAUCUACAUGGUAGCCCAACUCCCGACCCAUUGAACUAUCUGCUUGGCACUGUAAAUGAAGUCUAAGACAGAUUCAGUGACUUGAAACUUUUCGUGUAUCCAACUCAUGACUGUCCUGGCUGUAAAAGUGUUGAUUUGCAUUAAAAUAUCAUUAACAGUAUUUUUAUUCAACCCCUUAAAUUUAAAAGUCUACACCACAAGUACAUCUUAGUUCAUUUCAAAUCCAUUGUGAUGGUGUAAAAGGGUCACUGUCCGAAUACUUAUGGGCCUGGCUGUAUUUCUCGGUUAUACUUUGCCAUGCUGAAGUGAUUAAGUGGAUUAGAGGGUUGACUGAAAAAUUAUUUUGAUAACUGAUCUGUCAAACAACAAUAUCUUGUGUGGAUGUAUUUUGUCCCGUGACCCUUUAAGCGGGUAUAGAAAAUGGAUGGAUGGAUUUAUUUUGUGUUAAGUGUGUAAGUUUCAGACUGUUGGUUGGACAAAACAAAUAUUUAUAAUUUGUUGCCUUGGACUUU